CGCUGCGGAAGGUCUCGCGGGAAGUCCCCCGAGAAGCGAUGAUAACCGGGGCCGAUUAUGCUCGGUGAAGAACCCGUCGUCACGCGCGCGCGGCCCACCACCGCGCGGAAUCGGCCGUACGCAUUCGUUAUUACGCGGCCACGACGUAGGGACCGGAGUCGUGUCACGCCGCUCGCCGUAACGUAAAUAACUCUCUCGCGUGUCUCUCUGCGCGAACCGCGCUUUUUCUUCUCGUGCACUCGCUUCUGAAAAGAAGAUACAUCCUGUAUUUCGCAGCGACGAAAGACAGAAGCACGAAGAAGAGACCCUUCGACAAAGCGCAAAGCAAUACCUCAUUAGUAAUAUAGCACAUAUUGCUUAUAAAUUUUCCGAGACACGUGGACAACAAUUGCGAUAAUUGUUGUAUUUGUCGCGGGACGACGAAUGUGCCGAGCGGAAUUUUCCCUGUCGACGAAGAGAGGUGACAAUAAGUCGCGAGCGCCAAUGACGAUCUCCCGCAUCGACGAGCGGUCGGAUCUGACGCGGAAGGAACGGAGGAUCAAGAGCGAUUCCAGCAUGGGGCACUGUAAGCAGCAUCCUACCGACGAGGGCGACGUCGACAGCUGUGUCAAGCGACUUCGUGGCGACGGGCUCGUCGUCAGGAUGCACUCGAAUCACCGUGUCCUGGAGAUCACGGGCGACGGCUGCUGGAUCGUUCUGUCGAAGAAUUCCGGCAGCGUUCACGUCGUCGGUGACGGUUGCAAGCUGCACGUGUAUCACAACGUGGGCGAUAUCAAGUACACCGGCGACGGAGGACAAGUCCUCCUCGGACCGGACUCUUCGAGAGAAAAGGUGAAAUUCGUGGGCGACGGCGGGAGGGUGAUCCUCGACUCGUGUCCCGAAACGGACCCGAAGAAAUCCACGAAGGAACGAAGGAACAAGACAGCUGGUACCUACGCGCGAAGCUUUACGUGUCCGUGUAAGGAAAUUAUUAAUGACGUACCGGAACGCGAGGACGAUCACGAAAUAUCGAAUCUGGACAACGUCUUGAACGACAUGAAGGAGAGGAGCCUGCAGGGGAAGUACGGGAAGCGCAACGAGGAAACACGGAAAUCCUUGCGGCAUCCGACCGUUACGACGAUCAUCACGAAGAUCCGAAGCGACGGUCAAUGCGUAACGAAACGCUUCGGCGAUUCUUCGCUGAUCGUUAAUUCCCGCGGUCGUCCCGUGACGAAAAGUCGUGUGCCGAGAACUUCGGCCACGAAUGUCGGGCUCAAGUGACGUAACCGGAGUUUCUUUGGGUGGUGCUAUACCGCAGAAAUGUCUCUUCAGAGAGAACCUAACGGACGGCGAUCAGCAGCUGGCUGCACAUAAAUCUGCGGAAAGUUGUUAUUUCUCAAAUAUACGAACUAUCAGGAAUUAUUUUAAUUUUACUGAACAUUUUGAGGAAGCUUAUCGCGACGACGUACGGCGUCAUUUCAAAACAGAUGGCUCGGAAGUACAAACUACUAAUAAUUACUUAAGACUUUGUUAUCGAUUUUAUGGUAAUACGUUUCUUGCUUUUGUGAUAUUUUUUAUUUAUUUAUUACCUUAGGAAAAUAUCUCUACAUAACACUACAAAGUUCCCAUGUCAUUAUCGUACAGAAAUAUGUUCAUCUUCUUGUAAAAUAAAUUAUUUAAAAGGAAGUUA
Messenger RNA from Wasmannia auropunctata (little fire ant), 1669 nucleotides. RefSeq lists its product as uncharacterized. The record is from RefSeq and is a predicted model, not a curated record. Bases 424 to 1260 code for a protein of 278 amino acids. The transcript has a single exon. Lineage: Eukaryota; Metazoa; Arthropoda; Insecta; Hymenoptera; Formicidae.